AUAUGUUUGACACUCCUGGAUCAGGCAUGAAACGUAGGUUGAGAAAUAUGUCCGACAGCACAUGAAGGCAUCAUGGCGUGACGUCCCGCUGGGCGUGUCCCUCCCGCAGCGUCACCGAGGAGAUUGUUCAGGCUGGUUAUGGAAAACUCUGGAAGUUUCCACACUGUUUAUAAAGAAAAUAUGGGGGGCUGAGCGGACCGAGUUGAGACAGGACUGAGGACGUGCGGCAGAAGUUCAUCACCAGCAAUUUACCAACAGCUACAACAAUUUAGACCGUUGGUUGGUUAAAAUGGGUAAAGACUACUAUGAGAUUUUGGGGAUUAAGAAAGGAGCAUCAGAGGAUGACAUCAAGAAAGCUUAUCGUAAGCAAGCUCUGCGUUACCAUCCUGACAAAAACAAGUCACCGGGAGCCGAGGACAAAUUCAAGGAGAUUGCUGAAGCUUACGACGUUUUGAGCGACCCUAAGAAAAAAGAUAUAUACGACCGUUUUGGCGAAGAAGGACUGAAAGGCGGAGGCCCUACUGGUGGUGGUGGUGGUCCUGGCACCUUCAGCUACACCUUCCAGGGCGACCCCCAUGCCAUCUUUGCAGAGUUCUUCGGUGGACGUAACCCAUUUGAACAGUUCUUUGGCGGGCGGAAUGGAGGCAUGGAUGAGGAAAUGGACACUGAUGACCCAUUUGCCCGCUUUGGGAUGGGUGGCAGCGGAAUGGGGGGAAUGGGUGGGUUCCCUCGCUCCUUCAGCUCUGGUAUGGGCGGUCACACUAGUGUGGUAAAGAAGCAGCAGGAUCCUCCUGUAGUUCAUGAUCUCCGGGUGACCUUGGAGGAAGUGUUGUCGGGUUGCACCAAAAAAAUGAAAAUCUCUCGGAAAAGGCUGAACCCUGAUGGCCGAACAUUAAGGAAAGAAGAGAAAAUCCUAGAGGUACAAAUAAAGAAAGGCUGGAAAGAGGGCACUAAAAUUACGUUUCCUAAAGAGGGAGACGAGACUCCUACAAACAUUCCAGCUGACAUUGUAUUUGUGUUGAAAGACAAGCCACAUCCAGUGUUCAAACGUGACGGCUCUGACAUCAUUUACACCGCCAAGAUCUCACUCAGAGAUGCUUUGUGUGGCUGUACAGUCAAUGCACCCACACUAGAUGGCAGAACAGUCACUGUGUCAUCAACAGAUAUUGUGCAUCCGGGGAUGAAGCGACGAAUUAGUGGAGAAGGGCUACCUUAUCCCAAACGACCUGAUCGUCGGGGAGACCUAAUAGUAGAGUAUGAGGUCAGGUUCCCAGAGCGGCUCACUCAGAACGCGCGGGACACAAUCGCUCAGGUCCUUCCUCGAUCUUAAAAAAAGACAAUCAUACCAACAAAACUUAAACAAAGCUGCCAAUAUAUAUUUUUGUCAAAUAUCACGUGGUUACUUGUGGCGGUUAAACUCACUCCAGCCAAUAAAGGACAAACUGAUGUGUCAGAUCAUCCUUGGUCUACUUGAUCAUCUGUAGUGUGAGAACCACCUUUGGAACAUGCUUACCUGAAUGGGUGAAGCAAUUCACAGACUAGAAUGUAAAUAUAUGACCAAUACUGUGUGUUGUUUGAUUUCUUGAAUAUUAUAUUUUGAUGACAACGAGUGUAUAAUAUAUAAAAUGUAUGCGCACUAUUCUGAGGGAGCUGUUGUUCAUUCUAAAAGUCUCAUUGAGAAGUUUAUUUUAUUUUAUUUUGUAAGAAAUUACAACAGGAACAUUUGCAUUGCAAUGUUUACAUAGUUAGUAUAGAGCUCCUAUAAAGUUUCUUAUGAUGGAUAAAAAAUUUCCUUUUCUGAGAGACUUGCUUCUUGACAUCAAGUAAUUUUAUGUGUGUUUGAAUGAGUGGUGUUGCAGUUGAUGCUGUAAGGAGUGACAUUAAAAUCACAAGUGUUGCACUAUCUUUGGACAAUAAAGACAUUAAAAUUG
This is a messenger RNA of Oreochromis niloticus (Nile tilapia), 1931 nucleotides long. It is a transcript of the gene dnajb1b, whose product is annotated as DnaJ heat shock protein family (Hsp40) member B1b. NCBI's taxonomy places the organism in Eukaryota, Metazoa, Chordata, Actinopteri, Cichliformes, Cichlidae. Bases 290 to 1330 code for a protein of 346 amino acids. Gene Ontology annotation, cellular component: cytosol. Gene Ontology annotation, molecular function: transcription corepressor activity; Hsp70 protein binding. The record is from RefSeq and is a predicted model, not a curated record. Gene Ontology annotation, biological process: negative regulation of transcription by RNA polymerase II. The transcript has 3 exons.